AUGGCCACGACAAAGAGAGAGUACGGCAAGAUUACGGGAAAGGAGACGCUCGGCCUGUUCGCGGUCGUCUUGAUGAUGCCGAUAAUGCAGGUCCUUCGCCUCUUGCGAAAGCCGUUCGUUGAGUGGGACCGCGUGCGCUCGUGGCGCCGCGUAAAGGCCGAAGGUGGGUUCGGGUACGCGGUGUCGGUGAUGAACGCAUAUCAGCUCCAGUUCGUGGACGGAUCAAGCCAGAAGGUGUAUGAGAAGUGGGCGCCCACCGAGGGCGUGAAAGUGGACGUUGAGAAGAUCGGGGACUCGGGCGCUCAGCUCCUUUGGGCCACGCCGCGUGGAAGGAAGCGGGUGAUUGUCUACUUUCAUGGUGGAGGAUACGUCCUCCCGACACCUCCAUUCACGUUAUCCUUCUGGAAUCGUGUCACCAAAGCUCUCAACGAAAAGGGAAAGGACGUCGGGCUCGCGUUUCUGGAGUAUUCGCUCGUGCCGAAGGAGACAUAUCCCGUUCCAAUGAAGCAAACAAUCGCCAUGAUAAAACACCUCAUCUCGGCUGGUACGAAGCCCGAGGACAUUUUCUUAGUAGGCGACUCCGCCGGCGCAGCUCUCAUCCUCCAAGUUGUCUCACAAAUCCUGCACCCCAUCCCCGACAUCCCAAGCGUCGAUUUCCAAAGCUCGAAACUCGGUGCUAUCAUCCUCAUCUCACCCUUCGUCACAUUCGACAACAACUCCCCCUCAUGGGCUGAAAACGGGCGGAAAGACAUCUUCCCGCCUUCCUUCUUCACGCAUCUCUCUGGUCUUGUGAAGCCCGACAUCCCCGAGUCACAGACCGCAUACGCCGAGGCUGUGAAGGCGCCUGAGGGCUGGUUCAAAGACGUCGACAUCCUCGUCUCGCGUGCGUUCAUUACCGCUGGCGCCAAUGAGUGUCUGCGGGACGACAUUACUAAAUUCGCUGAAGCGUUCAAGGAGGUGCACAGCAACGCGAGCUUUACGGUGAUCCCCAGAGGCACGCACAACGAACCUUACGGAACGUUCGUCGCGAACGAGCCGGACAAGGGCGAGUGGCCUCCCAGGAUCACAGAGUGGUUGGCAGAAGGUAUGCUUUGA
Cyclocybe aegerita is the source of this 1095-nucleotide messenger RNA. Lineage: Eukaryota; Fungi; Basidiomycota; Agaricomycetes; Agaricales; Hemipholiotaceae. The record is from the annotation of a GenBank genome assembly.